CAGCAGCAGGUGGUGGUGUGUGGCUGCUCCUGAAAACUUUUUGCAAAGGUGACAGCUCAGUCAAUCCUCACCCAAUGCACAGGCUCACUAAAGAGGGGGAGUUCCAGCAAUAGCCAUGGAUCUGCUACCUCAAGUGAAUCCAGGAAUUCAUCUAACUAUUGCCUGUCCAAUGAGACAUAAGAGCCAGGGGCAAAGAAUCAGCUCACAUCAUUACUGACUCUCCUCAUCACAGAAGAAGGAAGACUUAUUCAGCAUCAUCCACAGCCCCUGGUUAGAUCUCUAGAGACAGACAGCAGCCACAUUUACUUAAGAUUGUGAAUUACUGAUACAUCCUAAAUCUUUGCUCUUUUUUUUUCUUUUCUUUUUUUCCCCCUUAAAAUGUUAGGUUAUCAUACCCUUCAUUUUACUCUCCCUCUAAACGUAUUAAUAUAAAUACAUUUAAAACCAACUUUCCUUAAAACAUAUUUCAUACUUUUAACAACUCUGCAAAUCAGAGUAAGGAUAAACAUUGUUGCAGAUAUUUCCAUCAGCAAUAACAGAAAAAUAAUAUAUUUUAAAAAGAAGGAUAUACAAGUUAUACAUUGUGGAAAAUGAAGAGGAACAAGAAAGUUUGGAAGGAUUCAAUUUGCAGCAGAUGCUAAUUUUGAGAUGCAGUGAUAUCUUUACCUGCAAACCAUCUGGGAUUAUUUUUUUUGGAAAGCACUUUAUUUGGGAGAUAACUACAUUAUGCUACAUUUAGCCCACCCUGGAGGACCCCUCAGGAUUCACCAUAAAGGUUCAUCUUCUCCAGGAUUAAGGAAUUGCCACAGAACAGUAGCUUCCUCAGAAAGCAAUCAAACAAACUCAACUAGGAUGUGUUUUGUUUAUAUUUUAAUUUUGCUUAUUUUGACUCCAAGGGUGGACUCUUCUUGGUGGUACAUUGGAGCCCUUGGAGCCAGGGUAAUCUGUGAUAACAUCCCUGGAUUAGUGAAUAAGCAGAGGCAGCUGUGUCAGAAGCAUCCAGACAUUAUGCAAGCCAUUGGGGAAGGUGCCAAGGAGUGGAUCCGUGAGUGCCAACAUCAGUUCAGGCACCAUCGAUGGAACUGCAGCACCCUGGACAGAGACCAUACAGUCUUUGGGAGGGUCAUGUUAAGAAGUAGCAGAGAAGCAGCAUUUGUCUACGCCAUAUCCUACGCAGGAGUAGUCUAUGCGUUAACACGGGCCUGUAGCCAAGGAGAACUUAAAUCCUGCAGCUGUGACCCCAAGAAGAGGGGACGCUCCAAUGACAGCACAGGAGUGUUUGACUGGGGAGGUUGCAGUGACAAUAUUGACUUUGGGAUUGAAUUUGCCAAAGAUUUUGUGGAUGCCAAAGAAAAGAAAGUGAAGGAUGCUCGAGCCUUAAUGAAUCUACACAACAACCGAUGUGGAAGGAUGGCAGUAAAACGUUUUAUGAAGCUUGAAUGUAAGUGUCACGGGGUCAGCGGGUCAUGUUCAUUAAGAACAUGUUGGCGUGCCAUGUCAGACUUCCGAAAAACAGGAGACUAUCUGAGAAAAAAAUAUAAUGGGGCAAUCCAGGUCACCAUGAAUCAAGAUGGUAGUGGCUUUACAGUGGCCAAUCAGAAUUUCAGGGAAGCCACAAAAAAGGACCUGGUCUACUUUGAGAAUUCUCCUGAUUAUUGUGUGAUGGACAAGUCUGCAGGUUCCCUGGGAACUGCUGGCAGGGUAUGUGAUAAGGUCUCCCGUGGAACAGACGGCUGUGAGGUCAUGUGCUGUGGACGGGGUUAUGAUACCACACGUGUUACCCGUAUCACUAAAUGUGAAUGCAAGUUCCAUUGGUGUUGCGCUGUGCGCUGUAAAGAGUGCGAGGAGACAGUGGAUGUGCACACCUGCAAAGCACCAAAGAGAGCAGAAUGGCUAGAUCAGACCUGAGCCCAUCUCGCCAAACAUCUGGACAAAAGCUGCAGGCCCCGCAGGAUUCUGGGUGUAAGUGUAGUCUGGCUGCAUGGCUUCUUAUUUAAUUAAUUAUGCAAGGCACUAAAGACAGGACUACACUUCC
Molecule: messenger RNA, 2035 nt
Organism: Bombina bombina (fire-bellied toad)
Lineage: Eukaryota; Metazoa; Chordata; Amphibia; Anura; Bombinatoridae
Gene: WNT2B
Product: Wnt family member 2B
Exons: 5
Coding region: 727-1908 (393 amino acids)
Biological process (GO): cell fate commitment; canonical Wnt signaling pathway; multicellular organism development
Cellular component (GO): extracellular region
Molecular function (GO): frizzled binding; cytokine activity
Source: RefSeq, a predicted model, not a curated record